AUGUCACCUCCAGCUAUGGCGCCAGCUCUGGCCGCGGGUGGUAAAAGCUACAAGACUGAAUCAGGGACUGCUCGGUUACUGGGAUCAGGCUCUGCUGGAGUUGCCGAGCUCUUGGUCUUUCAUCCCGUUGAUACCGUUGCGAAAAGACUGAUGAAUAACCCAACAAGAGUUUCUUCGCUGUCCGCGCUCAACUCGGUCGUCUUCAGACAAGCCGCCACAGCCCCCGUCCUCACCAAGUUUACUUCUCUUUUCCCUGGUCUGGGUUAUGCAGCAGGUUAUAAAAUCUCACAGAGAAUAUACAAAUACGGUGGCCAGCCCUUUGUACGCGACUACCUGACCCAACAUCACGGUCAAGAUUUCGACAAGGCCUUUGGCAAAGGGACCGGCAAGGCAAUGCUCAACGCGACAGCAGGCUCUCUCAUCGGCAUAGGAGAAGCGGUACUCCUAUUGCCCCUUGACUUGCUCAAAAUUAAAAUGCAACUCAGACAGCCAGGCGGCCCUUCUCAAGGGUUUUUCAGCAUCGUCAAAGAGGAGGGUUUUUUUGGGUUGUAUAGGGGAAUAGGCUGGACAAUCGCACGAAAUGCCCCAGGCUCCUUUGCACUGUUCGGAGGAUCAUCGUUUACCAAAGAAUACCUCUUCAAGCUCGAAGACUACAAUGCGGCCACAUGGGGUCAGAACUUCGUUGCCUCCGUGGCCGGCGCAGCAUCCAGCCUCACCGUCAGUGCUCCUCUGGACGUAGUGAAGACCAGGAUCCAGGGUGCUGCGUUCGGGAAUUCCGGUUUUCAAAUCGUGGCGGGCAUGGUCAAGAAUGAGGGUAUUACGAGCUUCUUCAAGGGUCUCGUUCCUAAGAUGUUGAUGACCGGUCCCAAACUCGUGUUCUCCUUCUGGCUGUAA
Fonsecaea pedrosoi CBS 271.37 is the source of this 894-nucleotide messenger RNA. RefSeq lists its product as uncharacterized. The record is from RefSeq and is a predicted model, not a curated record. Gene Ontology annotation, molecular function: guanine nucleotide transmembrane transporter activity. Gene Ontology annotation, cellular component: mitochondrion. NCBI's taxonomy places the organism in Eukaryota, Fungi, Ascomycota, Eurotiomycetes, Chaetothyriales, Herpotrichiellaceae. The transcript is spliced from 4 exons. The coding region runs from base 1 to 894 and encodes 297 amino acids.